GUGAGGGCUUUGUGCGGGCGCACUUCGGGUAGCAAGCAUGGCGCCUCCGGCUCGGUACUGCGUCCCUGGCGAGCGGCUGUGCAGCACCGGGGAGGCCAGCGCCGGCAGCGGGACUUACACGCGGCACGGCUUCAUCUUCGCGUCGCUGGCUGGCUGCCUGGAGAAGAGGAGCGAGGAGAGCGGGCUGCCCGUUGUGUCCGUGGUGAGGGAUGCCGAGUCCCAGCUCCUGCCUGAUGUGGGGGCCGUCGUGACGUGCAAGGUCUGCAGCAUUAACUCCCGUUUUGCCAAGGUGCACAUCCUGUACAUCGGCUCCACGCCGCUGAAGUCCACCUUCCGGGGGACCAUACGGAGAGAAGAUAUUCGAGCCACAGAGAAGGACAAGGUAGAAGUCUACAAGAGCUUCCGCCCUGGCGACAUAGUGCUGGCCAAAGUCAUCUCCCUGGGGGAUGCACAGUCCAACUACCUGCUGAGCACGGCAGAGAACGAGCUGGGUGUGGUGGUGGCUCGCAGUGAGGCAGGGGCGCAGAUGGUGCCCAUCAGCUGGUGCGAGAUGCAGUGCCCGCGGACACACACCAAGGACUUCCGCAAGGUGGCCCGCGUGCAGCCUGAGUUCCUGCAGACCUAGCGGCCCCGCCGGGGCGCAGCUGGGUGCUGGCUGGCAGCAGCUGGCUCCUGCCCCGCAGACCUGCACUGACCCUUGCUAGCAACCACCCUGCAGGGGCAGAGGCUGCUGUCGGGGGGGGCCGUGUGGCCCAAGCAGCCACUGGAUUUGACCCUCCUACAUACAGCUCCACACAUGCCAGAGGCUGGAGCAGCCAGCCCAGCCCUUGCUCCCAGGAUGGAUUUUAUAUUUGUGCUGCGCAUAAUAAAUAUUUUCCAGGA
This is a messenger RNA of Dromaius novaehollandiae (emu), 882 nucleotides long. It is a transcript of the gene EXOSC1, whose product is annotated as exosome component 1. Gene Ontology annotation, cellular component: nuclear exosome (RNase complex); cytoplasm. Gene Ontology annotation, molecular function: RNA binding. Bases 38 to 625 code for a protein of 195 amino acids. The transcript has 8 exons. Lineage: Eukaryota; Metazoa; Chordata; Aves; Casuariiformes; Dromaiidae. Gene Ontology annotation, biological process: RNA processing. The record is from RefSeq and is a predicted model, not a curated record.